CUUCAGGACACGACCAAGGACCACCAGUGGAUCAUCUGCGACGGCCCCGUGGAUGCUCUAUGGAUUGAAAACAUGAACACGGUCCUGGACGACAACAAGAUGCUGUGUCUGGCCAACAGCGAAAGGAUCAAAUUCACACCGUACAUCCACAUGGUGUUUGAGGUGCAAGACCUCGCCGUGGCGUCCCCGGCCACCGUCAGCAGGUACCCGGAAGUGGUCACGGUGGCCGUCUUUUGAUAUAAUCAUUAUUUUUUUUGUUAAAGUCCCACAGCCACAGGUGUGCCCUGUCUUAGGGCGAACAUUCGCACUUUGAGAAUCAUUGGUUCCGGCGCAGGCCGUAUGGUAAGCACCAAGCUUCCAUUCUGUGUUGAUCCACUGUACAAUGAUGUGACGUCUUAGCUCUGCUCUGUUGGUAGAAUUAACACAGCGACCUGACAAAAACCUUUCCGUGGGGAACAAUACCUCCAACCAGUGGCGCAGCCAGGGUUGAUAUCACCUGGUGCGGUCCGCACCCCCCGAACCCCUCUUAGAUGCGCCACUGCCUACAACUGUCUGUUUUCAUGUCUGGCUAGAAAUUGAUAUCUCCCCCCCUCUCUCUCCCUUCUCUCUAUUUCUCACCAUCUCUCUUCCUUUCUCACUCUCUCUCUCCUUUUCUCCCUCUCUCUCCAUCUCUUUCCCUCUCCUUCCCUCUUUUUCUCUUUCCCUCUCUUUCAGUGUGUUUAAGUCUAUUUGUCAGCCCGUCCCUUUAACUUCUUACUUGUUUUAGCCUACAUGGCACAGGGCACAUUUAAAUAUAUGGCAAAGCGAUCGAAAUUGACAUGGCUGAAAUUUCCAUGGCACAUUUUCCCAAGAACGUUAAGUCUAAUUUUUUUCUCUGAAUAUGACAGUGCUACGUUCCUUCCAACCCCCUUGAUCCGCCAUUGAAGUCUCCUCCCCGCUUUCCCCUUUUCCAGGUGUGGGAUGGUCUACAUCGAUCCCGAUGAGCUGAAGUGGAUGCCGUACGUCCGUACCUGGAUGGAGUCACUGUCCAAAAGAAUGUCACCUGAAGCG
Lymnaea stagnalis (great pond snail) is the source of this 1050-nucleotide messenger RNA. Lineage: Eukaryota; Metazoa; Mollusca; Gastropoda; Lymnaeidae. The record is from the annotation of a GenBank genome assembly.